AUGUCUAUGUUUUCACAGGACUUUCAAUCUGUGAAAUUUUACAUCUUCGAUAAUUUACCAACUUUAGAAACAUGUUGCUUUUGUAUGAAUUUAAAAAUUGGGUGUAUGAUUAUAGGAGUAGUCUAUAUACUUUUUGUUCUUGAAGCCUUUGGAAGCAUUACUUUCAGUAGCGAAUAUUCACAAUGCUACUUUGCAGGAGCAAUUUCGACCUUUAUUGGUUGCUCAGCCGGUCUAGUUUGUUUGGUUACUGCAGUAUCAGCAGGCCUAUUCCUUUAUGGAGUUUCUAAGGAACAAUAUCAGUUUCACAUUCCGUUUAUGUAUACAACAUUAUUAUUAGUUGUUUUCAAUCUGGCUACUAGCGUUGUAUCAACGUUUACCAAGAGUUGUGCGAGACCGUACCUUUUUGGAGGAGCGACUUUUGCUGGAGCUGUAUUGCUAAUUUACUGUCUCCUAAUAGUGAAUAGUCAUUAUAAAAAGUCAUUCGCUCAGGGACCAUCGUCUGCCAGCCGUGCUCCUAGCUCUUCAACAACGCCUAGAUCAAAUGAUACUCCUAAGACCGUUCUGACAGCUGAAACAAAUACGGAACCUACCGCCUUUGAAGCUGGUACCACCGUACCGUCAUUCGAAAGCGGGAAGUCAGUUAAAAAAUAA
This is a messenger RNA of Spodoptera littoralis (African cotton leafworm), 651 nucleotides long. The record is from the annotation of a GenBank genome assembly. Lineage: Eukaryota; Metazoa; Arthropoda; Insecta; Lepidoptera; Noctuidae.